Molecule: messenger RNA, 12361 nt
Organism: Cherax quadricarinatus
Lineage: Eukaryota; Metazoa; Arthropoda; Malacostraca; Decapoda; Parastacidae
Source: RefSeq, a predicted model, not a curated record
CACGAAAUUUGUUUACUUUAAUUUAUAUAACUGUGGGUUAGGUUUUGCAUUAAUUUGCAAAUAAAAAAAUGUAAAUAUAAUUUUAAUAGUAGUAUUAAUGUUAGUUGAAGGAGUGUGAGGUAGUUAGGAGAAGUGUAGUUGAGGUCAGUGAUCGGCAUCGCCUCGCCCGAGCUUACAACAGUGACAUCUUCACCAUCUCUCUACCUCACUGGAUGUAACUUCAUCACCAUCACACAUUAUCUCCAGGUUGUAUGUGCAGGAUGGUGCGUGUAAGAUGUAAGUGGGAUCGGGGCUAAGCACUGCACACCUGCCCCAGGCUAGGACGCUCUCUAGCCCUCCACACUUACACCUCACAACCACCACCACCACCAGAGCCACAAUGUAUUCAUCCCACCACCACCACAACAAGCCGGGAGCUCCAUCACCAGACAGUGCUGCAGCUGCUGACAUUUUUGAGCAGUUGUGUGCAGCCAGCACCUUUAAGUCGGUCCUCUACCACUACCGUCAAUUAUGUGAUGUUCUCAGGCUCAAACCUACUAAUAUUAGAAGCUUUUAUCCUAAAUUAAAGUCCAAACUUCGCUCAUGGAAAGCUCAAGCUUUAUGGAGUAAGUUUGACAAGCGAGCUAGUCAUAAAUGUUACAACCAUGGCAAGGCUUGCAGUAACAGCAAAGUUUUAAUCAUUGGUGCUGGACCUUGCGGUUUGCGCUCGGCAAUAGAAUGUCAGCUAUUGGGUGCUAAAGUUGUGGUGGUGGAGAAACGAGAUCGGUUGUCACGUAAUAAUGUUCUCCAUCUCUGGCCAUUUGUAAUCUCUGACCUUAAGCAGCUGGGAGCAAAGAAAUUUUAUGGAAAAUUCUGUGCAGGAGCUAUUGAUCACAUAAGCAUCCGGCAACUUCAGUGCAUUUUGCUGAAAGUGGCUUUGCUGUUGGGUGUUGAAGUAUUCGAGUCGGUGACCUUCGAGGAACUGGUUGAACCACCAGCAGAUCAAGAGGAAAAGAUUGGUUGGCGAGCAAGAUUAAGUCCACCAGACCAUCCGGCCAAUCAGUACGAAUUUGAUGUAUUAUUUGGUGCUGAUGGCAAGAGAAACACUCUCCAUGGCUUCAAGCGUAAGGAAUUUCGUGGAAAGCUAGCCAUUGCCAUAACAGCUAAUUUCAUCAAUAAAAGAACUGAGGCAGAAGCUAGAGUUCAAGAAAUCAGUGGAGUAGCAUUCAUCUUUAACCAAAAAUUCUUCAAAGAACUCUAUGCAGCAACAGGGAUUGAUUUAGAAAAUAUUGUUUAUUAUAAGGACGAAACUCAUUACUUUGUUAUGACUGCAAAAAAACACUCUCUUAUCGACAAGGGUGUGAUAAUAAAUGAUUUGGCAGACACUCAGCAGCUUCUACACUCCAGCAAUGUGAACCGCAGUGCUCUGCUAGAUUAUGCACGAGAGGCUGCUGACUUUUCCACAAAUUACCAACUCCCUCAUCUAGAUUUUGCCGUGAAUCAUUAUGGGAAACCUGAUGUUGCCAUGUUUGAUUUUACAUCUAUGUUUGCAGCAGAGAAUGCUAGUCGAAUGGUUGAGAGGAAGGGGCAUAAACUUUUGGCAGGACUUGUAGGGGACACCUUACUAGAGCCUUUUUGGCCAACUGGCUCUGGAUGUGCCCGAGGAUUUCUUAGUUGUUUUGAUGCUGCCUGGAUGGUGCGAUCUCUUUGUUCAGGAAAGAUGACUCCUUUGGAAGUGCUAGCAGAGAGAGAAAGCAUCUAUCGCCUUUUGGCACAGACAACCCCAGAGAAUCUUAGUAAAGAUCACUUGUCAUAUACGUUAGAUCCAGCAUCAAGAUACCCCACCAUCAAUGUACGUGCAGUGCUUCCCUUUCAAGUGCGUACCCUGUUUGACACUGAUGAUCCUUCCCACCUUGAGGAGGUUACCAAUCCUCACCUAGUCAAUUCUGACGAUCUACCAAAGAAGAGGAAAAGAAGAGAUUCUUUCAUCCAUCCUGAUACUCUGCUGGUGUGGUGCAAGAAGCAAGUUGCUCUGUAUGACUCCAUACAUGUAGACAAUAUGACCACCUCCUUUAAGGAUGGUCGAGCUUUAUGUGCUAUUAUUCAUCGCUACCGUCCUGAUUUGAUUGACUUUGAGGCCUUACGGCCAGAAGAUGUUGCUCAAAACAACCAGCUAGCAUAUGAUAUCUUGGAGCGGGACUUUGGGAUCCCUCCUGUUAUGACAGGUGCUGAAAUGGCAGAAUGCGAAGUUCCAGACAAACUGAGCAUGAUAUCCUAUCUCUCUCAAAUCUAUGAUGUCUUCCGUGGAGAAAUUCCCCACUUCAAAUAUCCAAAGAUGGAUGAUGGCGAGAUGGAGGUGGAGCAGCAAUAUUCUCCCACGCAACGCUCUACUCCCCAUGUCAACAUUCUCAAGAACCUCACUAAUAAAACUGCUAGCACUUCUCAGGGUACACCAUCUUCCAGAAAGAGAAUGUCGUUAGAUCGAGGAAUAGGAAAAAGGGAUGAUGGUCGUAUCACUUGUCGAUUAAUAGAUGAUGCUGGAGUAUCUACUGCAGAUAGGAGGUUGGAAUCUCUUAAAAGAACGAAAAAGAGGAAAAGUGAAAAAGUUUCUUCACCUCAGGAUGACAUUGAAUCUCGUCAACGACGUGAAGAAAUACUUACAAAUCGACUGGACCAAUUAAGGAAGCAGAAGGAAAGACGAGAAUUAGACAAUGUACGUUUCAUCCGCUCAAUGCAGAUGUUACAGUGUGGAAUUGCUGAUCCUUCCUCUGUCCAACGUUCUUAUAACAGAGAUGAAGACUGGGGCAUAACUGAAUAUAGGAAGCAUUGUGUUAAGACAAUGAGAGAAAAGGCGGAAGAUUUAGAGAGGAAGCUGAAUCAUCGACCUGUAAGAGUGGAGAAUGUAGCAGCAUUUCAUACGUCCCCCGCAGAUGUGUGUGACCAAACCCUCAAGAAGAAGAUUCAUGAGAAUAAGUUUGGUAUAGAUGUACAAGGAGAAAAGGAGAAAGUGCCAAAGUGGAACAGAGAUGCAUAUGAUGAUAAGUUUCACAAUAUCGAAAGACGUCUAAGGGAAAAUGGAGAGGAUGAAGAGACUAUUGCCAAAUACAGAGAUAUAGACACAUCACUAAAAAGGCUGGAAAUGAAGCUGCGUGAAGGGUCAACUCUGGAGACUGGAAUGCGUGGACAAAACAAAGUCUCCAACCUUGCAUCUCAACUGUCUUCCAAACUGGAGAAGAAGGAACCUGAGGUUUUAAUUAUGAGACAGGUGAGAGGAUCAUUGACAUUUACAUUUUGGGAAACUAGGGUUAGAGAGAAACCAGUAUUGUGUUUAGAUGAAAAAAACAUUCUGUACAAUUUAGGCAGUAAUUCUAGAAUGAUUUUGAAUUCAGCCUCUGAACCACAUUAUCAUUCUGAUGAUUCUGCUAAAGCAUCUUGGGUGCGAGAUAAUAGAUUAUCAAAGAGCUUCAAGAUCACUGGCAGUACAGCACUUAGAAAGGAAGCUAAUUGCUUGAGCUCUAAUUGUCAUAUGCAUUAUGGAAAAUGUAGACAUAAUUCCCAGUUGUUUGUGAAAUUACCCAGUGGAGCUCACUUAUCAGAGAGUGAUUGUCGCUCAGUCAGAACAUUUGCAAGGGAUUCCAAAUGCACGAUAAUGAAUGAAAAGUUAGUACAGCCAAAAAGACAGCAGAAAGACAAUGUGUUAACAAAUGCUGUGCUGUCCAGUGUAGGUAAAACUGCUUCAUCUUGUCAGAGUCUAAAAAAGUUAGAUUGUUCUUCCUUGGAAACAUCUGUCAUUGAUAAGGUAUUAUCUUCAAAGAGUAAUAUGAGCUAUACUCUGAUGACACCAUCCUUGUUAUCCUCUCCCUCCUCUUCCUCUUCUCCCUUAGAUGUAACUACCCACCAGAAACAUGUUUAUGAGAGACCAUACUAUGACUGUGGUUAUGACACUGACUCUGACUCAACUCCUCCACACUCCAGUCCGGAGUGUGCAAGUGCAAAGUUGAAAACUCCUAGUGCCUCAUCUGUGUGGAGACGCUAUUUAAUGUGGCUGCAGCGCAUGACCAAGACUCAGGUAGUCUUUUUCAGGCUUGCAGCAUCAAUCUCAGAAGAAUUAAUGUAUAUAGUGGUGGGAAAAAGUUACCAGGUGAUGGUGGCACACAAACUGUUACAGGUACCAGUAGUGGUGGGGGCAGGCGAUACAACAGGUGCCCUCGUUAGCAGUCUUGGUGUUGGGAAAGGUGUUACAACCGGCCUUUCCCCUGAAGAUCGAGGCACCACUCCAGAACGUGUAGAGUUUGAAAAUUCAGUUGUGGAACAGAGUGAUGAGGAUGAAUACCUUUCUGAGGAUGAAUGGACUGAUCGUAACUUUGGCGCAUCAGCCAAUGAGCUGGAUGAUUCUGAUGGUGAAGAUGAUAGUGAUUAUUCAGACCUGAGUGAUGAAGAAGUUGAUGAUGAAGAAAUGCGUUAUCUUGAUGGUGGGGGAACUCUAACUGCUGCUGAGACUCGCAGAUUAGCAGAGUCAUGGCAGAGACGUUAUUCUACUGACCGUCUUGAUGAUGAAGAUGAAGGAGGCUCGGCUCAUGAAUCAGAAUCUGACCUUGAUUCAGAUAAUUACAGUGAAGAAUAUGGAGCUGAAGGAGAUGAGAGCCACACUGCUACCGAGGGUGAAGGAGGCGAAGAUGACGAUGAAGAAGAUGAAGGUGAGGCAGUAAGACGUGCUCGUGAACUCCGACGUAUGGAAGUCAACAUUGAUGUGGCAGCUCCACCAAGGAAAGCUGAAACUUCAGACAGUGGUUCUGAUACCGAGGUUGCAAGUGAUGAAGAAAGUGAAGAGAGUGAUACUCAGAUUGACACAGAUUCAGAAUUUGCAGAAGACCACGUUCAGCCAGGUCCUCCCAAGGAAAUUCCCACCAUUGUUAUUAAUGAAUCUCAAGACACUCAUGAUACACACCUCGGUCCCUCAGUGGAUAAAGGAAAGGAAAGUAAAGGUCAUGGUGAGGUUGGUGUGAUCCACGGGAAGGGUGAACCAAGAACCGACUUUGUCUCACAGAAGGUAGACCUGGAACAAGCAGAUAGUAAGGCAUCUAGUGACUGGGUAAAGGAAAAUGGUGAGAAAAGUGCCAGCUUAACUAAUCUAAAUGAAACCAGUACAAUAAAUCCUCGAGCAGAACAGCUUAAAAGGCUUUUGCAGCGGACAGACUCCACUGAAGCAAUAGCAGCUCAGAGAGCCUUACAACUGAAGCGGCAGUACCUUCUUGGGGAGACUGUGAAUCUUCCUAGAAAAUCCGUCUCGACAGCAGAUUUAGGUAGCCGAUUUAAGAGUUUCAUGGAUAAAAUAUCUGAAACACAGAAAAUGCUGAAUCCAGCUCCUCAGCCUAGUGCAGCUAUGCAAGCAUUUAUGAGCUCUUCAUUACCUUCCCCUCGGAGUCCAGCAUCUUCACCAUCAUCCCCUCUGUUGCCUGCAAGGUCUGCCUAUCUUCCUCAGGGUGAUAACACUUCAGAAUCAACAAAUACUGACAAAGUUGAUGUAGAUACCUCACUAAAAUCAUCAGUAGCAGUGGAUAUAUCAGCAUCUAAAGUUACAUUAGAAACUGCUGCUCACGAAGCCAAACAAAAUAUCACUACCCAUAUAGAGUCUUCAGUAUAUCCUGUAGAAGCAGCAGAUGAAGUAGAGGUCCAGUUGAAGGUUCCAGAUCAGUUGAAAGGCUUUCCAGUAUCUGAAGAAUCUUCUAAACCAGAUGAAGAAGCCAUAAGUAAACCAGAAGAUAAGUUGGUGAAAGUUACGGAAUCCGAAAGCAGUAGUGAAACCAGCACCAGUACAUCCAGCGACAGUGGAUCUGAUUAUGAUAAUGUGCCUUCUGGUUGCAAAUGGUCUGUUUCUAAAAAGUCACCAACUGCCAUCGAGAUUCAGAAAGAAGCAAACUCUUGUGUAAAUGAUAAUGUAGUAUAUAGCAGUGAUGUAAAAAGUAGUGAUGAUAUUAUUAACACAACAGCAAGUGUUGAGAGUUAUGUAGUUCAAAGUGAUAUUAGUGUAGGUAAAGUACAUGUAAAGAAUGAAAGAAGUAAUGUGGAUGAGCAGCACGAUAGUAUUGUAUCAGAUGAAACAAUUGAUGAUUUUGGAUUAUCAUUGCCUGGGGAAAGUGAAGGCCUUGAAACUGUUAAUCAGGAGCUUGUGAUGGCAAAUAUGCCACAUAUAGUCGACUCUGAAAAUAUCGAGUGUCAAAAUAUGUUUAAUGAGAGGGUUCAACCAGUUUCUUUUCUUAAUGAUGAAUGUACAGAAAUAGAAAAUCAUAUUGAUAUAGAGGAUAAUGUUGAUGAACUCUUUAAUAUACUAGCUAGUGAAGCUAUAGAAGAUAUUGAUAAAUUUUCUGAAUUAGUAGAGUCAUCUGGUACAAAUACUAAUGGUUUUUCACACAGUGACAAAAACUCCCAAACUAGUGACACCUUGACAAUUCAGGAAUUGUCAGUAUGUGAUAAAGAAAACGAUCAAAGUGUAAGUGAACAGGUUGAGCCCAUUAUCGAAAUAAUUGUAGAAAAUUUGAAAACGCAUGAGAAUUUAGAAAACAUACAAGAUAGCUUACCACUUAAGAAAAUCAUGGAAGUUAGUGAUCAAACAAAUCCAGUGUUAUCAAAGGAGAAUGUAUCUAGUCCUGAGGAAGGUAGGGAGAACACAGAACCUGAAUUGUCAGAUUGGGCAGGUGAUAAUGAUGGAUUAAGUGCUGGUGAAGAAUUAGAAGUUGAACUUGAUGAAACUGAAAAACGGUUAGUGAAAAAGGAUGUCUCUAAAACUAUCGCAAGAAUAGCAUCAGAAGAAAGUCUAGGAGACACAGACUCGGCUGUUUCUUCUUGUCUCAAUAUUACCUCAGUGCCUUCAAAGCCUUCUGUUCUUGCAGAUCUCGAAGGUAUAGAAUACAUGGACACCAGUGAGAGUGCGAGCAGUCCUGAUGAUAUAUCACAUAAACAACAGGGAUAUAGAAAGCUGGAAGAAGAAACUCCAACAACUCCUAUAGCUCCACAAAUCUCUCUGAUUGACCUUGAAAGUGCUUCUGUUCAGGACCAAAGUGGCAGUGAAAGCAAAUCAUCGGAGAGCACAAGUACAGAAUUGGAUGAUACAUCACAAGGUAGUGUGCAAGAAGCCCAAAAUAACAACAUGGCUGAAAAUGAAAGCAAAGAACUCAAAGAUGUAGUAAACAAAACUAAACCUCACAUUUCACAUGUUAUGAAAAGCAUGUCUGAGUCGCAUGUACCAAAAAGUGUGUCUGAGCCUCCUUCUCUUAGUGAAACAAGACCAAAAUUAAAUGGAGAACAUCGACGAGAUUCCCUGGACGAUUAUACAUCUCCAAAACGCUAUGAAGGAUACAUUCCUAGAUUCAAGGAAAGAAUGAGUCCAUUUGGAUAUGUGAGAGAUUCUAUUGAUAUUCAAAAGAAUUCAACAAAAUCUCCAUUGUUUACUCCUUCUAAAAAGGAUAUAGAAGAGAGAGAGAGGAAUGAGCAAAGAUUAGUGCAGUUAACAGUCCAGAACACUUCCCUGGAAAGUAAACCAUUUGUAUCUCCUAAUACAGCUAAGAAACAGAUAGAGAGAAGUUUAAGAAAUAAAGAUAAAGAAAAAGAAAAAGAUCUAAUUAAAGAAUUAGUCAUGUCACGAAUAUCUCGGAAAAAUUCUGAAAAGUCUCCUAGAAGAGGUUCAAGAACAUCUGUGAGUCCUCUUUCUUCCACUGGAUCAAGGACAUCUCUUUUUAGCCCUCAGUCAUCUCAGGAGAACCUUCUUGACAAAAUGGAACAUACUAUGCAAGAAAAUUAUAUAAAAGUGGAGAAUCUAGACAAAAAACCUGUUCAUAUAAACAGUAAAGAGCUGUUGAGAUUAGAUUCAAUUAAUGCAGAGCUAUCAGAAAGUGGGCAGACAUUUGCUACUGAGGAGAAUCUUGCAAAAGUUAAAGUAGGGUCUUCCUUUAGAAAUGACAGUAUUUUGGGCAUGACAGAUAAAGGGCAAAGUCUUCAAGAGGUAAAUGUUCCUUUUGUUGAUGAAAGCCAGGAUGAAGAUGUAUUUGAGAGACAUGUCAAAAAUAGCAGUAAGACUGCACCUAAACAAAGUCCCAGUGAUGAGACUAUUAAUGAAAAACAUGUUAGUGAUGCAGAACCUUCAAGUCCAGCUCACAUAAAUCUUCCAGCUACUCCUAUGACUCAUCCAGAGCAAUUUAUUAAGUCACCAUCCAUGAGAGAAUUAUUUAAAGUGCCAGCUGUUCCAGUACCAGUUACACCAAUGAGACGAAAUAAAACUGGUGCUUCUAACAUGUCGACACCCAUCAGCACAGAGAGGCCUCUCUCGACUCCAAACUUAAGUACUGUAGAACGAGAAAGAGUCAGAGAGGAAGCUCGCAUUCGUGCACGCCUUAAAACAGAUUUGGAUCUAGGACUGAGUCCUCCAAACUUGGUUGAUAAUUUAAGAGAAAAACUAAAAAGAGGCUGUUUAAGUGAAAGUGAAGGUGAUAAAGAAGAAAGAGUAAGAGAGGUUCAAGCACUGGAUAAACUAGCACCAGUUAAAAUUCAGGAAAGAGAGGACUUGACACCAAAAAAUAAAGAUGAACGGGUUAAAGAGCUGCUUGCUGAACAACGUCAGCAUCGCAACAAAGAUACUACAGAUGCUCAGCAGGAAGGAUGGAACAAAGAUGAUCGUGUCAGGGAAAGAUUAGAGGAAUAUCGACAAAGAAGAAGAGGAAGCACGAGGAGUAGCGAAAGUGGAGACUCACGACCUAAUAGUCAACUUUUGCGACGCCACACCCACCGACCAUCAUUAUUGGAACUUGAGUCUUUACAGGUGUUUACAGUUCCUCCAAGUAAGCCUUCCGUAAGUGUACCAACUUCCAUAGUUAAUGCCACAGUAACUGAAAGCACAAGUUCUUCUCCAACCUUCAAUUCCUCACUAUAUAAUCAACAGUCAACUCUAGCUCUACCAGCACCACUAGUACCACCACCACCAUCAUUAUCUCCAGCAACUCCAGCUAUAGCUGCUAUCUCCAGUACCACUCCAACAAGUCAACCAUUGCAGGAAUCUACUUCAUCAGAAAAAAUAUUAGAGAAAAAAUCUGGCAAGAAAUCAAAAGAUCGAGAAAGGAGAAGAAGCUUGAUACAAGUUUUUACAGGUAUGUUCAGUAAGUCUGGUGGAGAAGAUAAAAAGAAGACUGAUCAACAGUCUCCACCAAGUAAUGCACCUGAUGGAUCCUCAUUGAGUAAACCUUCAUUAUCACUUGUAGUGCCUGCAAGUUCUCUCAUGAUUGAUACACCAAAAUGUGCUCCUAAAAGCCCAUCAACUGUUCGGGAUAAACUAUCAAAAUUGCGAUUGUCAAGAUCCAAAGAAAAGAAAAAGGUUGAAAAAAGUCGAUCCAAUAGUGCUGACAUCCUUGGUCAUGGAAGUACCAGUGAAACCCGUGCUGCCUUCUCCUUACCCACCUCUCCUUGCCGGCGUCCAAUUCCCUUCUUACCUUCUUCCUUCACUAAAGCCUCAUCACCACCUCAAGCAUCAGGAUCCACCUAUUCCUCUUCCCAAGUGCGCCUCACCACCCCAAGAAUUGAAGAAGAAAGUCUUUCGGACGAUGAAGGAGGAAGUACAGCAGGAACACCUGUGGGCACCCUGGAGCGUGGUCUUCAGGGUACAUGGUCUGGAUCAACAAAUCGUAAACAUCGAACUGCAGCCUUGAAAGCAGCAAGGCAGGCAGAACUCAAAAGGCUUCGGAUGGCACAAGAAAUUCAGCGGCAGCUUGAGGAGUGUGAGGUAAAAACCCGAGAGCUGGAAGAAAGAGGUGUUGCAGUAGAGAAGGCACUUAGAGGAGAAAGUAGUGGAGCAAAUCGUGAUGAGGCAGAUUUAAUGGGAGACUGGUUCUCAAUGGUUCAUGAGAAGAAUGCUUUGGUGAGGUGGGAGCAGGAACUUUUGGUACGGGCCAAGGAGCUUGAGUUGGAGGACCGUCACGUGAGGCUGGAACAUGAGCUUAGGCAUCGCAUGGCUCUCUCUGAAGAAGAGAAAUCUCGAGAAGAUAUUGACCGUGAGGGCACCAUCCUAGCAGAAAUGCUGAGUAUCCUUGAACAGAAAGAUGCAUUGGUCACCAUGUUGGAGGAGGACAGACAGAGAUAUAUGGAAGAAGACAGAGAUUUGGAAUCAGUUAUGCUACGCAAAGGGCUUCAACUUUCACCACUCAGAAGAGAGACUGGUGUUUAAGUAGUGUAUUUAAAUAUCGCUUGUAAACAACCAGUUUUAUUACGAUCUAUGUGAUGUGAUGCGAUGGCAUUGUUGAUGGGUAAUGUUUCUCCAACAGUGGAAGAUAACCCUGGUGUAUAUCAUAUGUAACUCAAUUACUUUAAACUCAUGUCCUCGAUUCUUUCACUUUUGUGCAUUAUCAGUUAUAGUUAUGUUCUUGAACAUUAUGUGCAGCUCCUUGAAAUUUUUGGCAACUUUUAAAUAUACAGAUGAUUUUUUUUACUUUGAUUGCUAUAGAGCUUUAUUUUAUUCUGUACUAUGAAUAUAUUACCUGGUAUAGUGAUCAGUUUUACAAAGGCAUUAAAAAAUGCAGUAGUUUCUAUAUUUUGCCAUCCUUAGAUUAAUGUAGAAACUGAUGCAUGAUGCGUUUCUAACAAUAUCAGGGUAUAAAUUGAUGCAAAAGUUUUGAAGCUUUGCAAGUAAUGUGACAAUAAAAUUUUUCUAAAUACUUACUGUUAUUGUCCCUAGAUGCAGUACAUGAUCCCUACUUGUUUUUGUAGUAUUUAUGAGAAACUAAAGCACUUUAGCUUGGUAUUCCUCUUAAGUGCAGUGCAUUUGUAGAUUGAUUAGUCCAUUUUAUAAGCUGAUGAUUGCAAGAGUCAACUGAAUAUCAGACAUUUGACUAUCCUGAGCUAUUACUUAUUAUAGGGCAACAUUUAUUUUAAGCAUGCUAAUGCUUAAGAUUGUUAAACAUAUACAUUUCAAAGGUAACUUAUGUAACAAGGAGGAAUGUAAGGUCAGAAGAAUUUAUAGUUGUUUAUAUUAACUUGAUUUAUCAGUAUUAGCAAAUUCUAAAAUAUAAUGUGCCUUUAUCACUAGGUCUUGAGCAGCUGUUAAUAUAGAUUAAAACUGAAAUUGCUAAUGGCUUAUUGUUUUAAUGGCAUGCAUACAAUGCCAGUGAGAGCUCAUUUGGCACCCACCCAGGUUCACCAGAUGGUUUUGCUGGCUCUACAUGUAUAUCAUAAUGAAGAUGAACCACUAGUUUAUUUGGUCUCCACAUUUGGCACAAGAUUGCAUUCUGUGUUCAUGCUUUCUUUAAUCAGCUUUUAAGGGCUAUGAAUGAUUACUGUAUACUAUAUAAUCUUCUUACUUUUAUAUGUCUCUAUAAGCCAAUAAUACUGCUGACUUAAUUUAUGAAUCAGUGCUUAUGUAACACUAUUUAUACUAUAAAGUAUGCUCUCAGAAUUAAAUAUACAUUAAUGUAUUUUUUCCAUGAUAAUCAUUUUUAGGAGAGCAAUAAGAGAGCUGUAUACUUUUGUUGUGAUGAAUACUAAACAAUUUUGUACCAUGAUUUUUAACUUUAACCUGUGCAUUUGUAUAUAUUAUCAUCUCUUGGUAAAAGAAAAAUAAAUAAAUUAUAUAUAUAUAUAUAUAUAUAUAUAUAUAUAUAUAUAUAUAUAUAUAUAUAUAUAUAUAUAUAUAUAUAUAAUUUUAUUUAUUUUUCAUGAAACUCUCAUAUAUUUUAAGGACAGUAUAGCAUAUUAGUAGAUACUGAGAAAAUGGGCAGUUUCUCUUUAGGAGGGGACAUGCGUAUCUUAGCAAUUCAGAUGCCGACCUGUUCUGUGAAAUUUGCAAGGGAUAGGUAAUAAGGUAAGCAACCAACAUGAGGCAUUGUUGAUAGUAAGGGCAAACUCAAUAUCUUAACUUUGGUUAAAAAAGAAAGCCUUAAAAUGUUAUUUAUGCAUAUAAAAACAAGCCUUAUUUUUUUUUUUAAGCUAUUAUUUUAACUCCUUUUUGAACAGUUUAGAAGAAUUAGCACUUACUAUUGGGAACAUCUCUUAUAUCUGUCAUAGUGAGUUUUAACAAAGUCCAAUCAGAGUGAUACCCAUGUUAGUGUGUGUGUGUGUGUGUGUGUUUGUAUAUGAGUGAGGGGAAAAUAAGUCUGUCAUUGUUUGUGUUAUGCAUUAGAGGUGCAAGGGCAGAUAUUCAUUUUCCUGAUUAAAAAAUAUUUUUGUCUAUUUAGUAUUGAGGUCUCUGUUUAUCAAAAUCACAAAUGAUGUAAAUGAAUUCCUGUCUAAUUUAUACGACUUUUUAUAGAUGCAUUGUUUCAAGAGUACAUUGAAGCUAAUAAUGGCUCUUGUCUCAUACUGUAUCAUUAUUUACCAUGGUGCUCUUAGUAAAUGAAAUUUUAAAUUA